Rhizoctonia solani is the source of this 1644-nucleotide messenger RNA. RefSeq lists its product as uncharacterized. NCBI's taxonomy places the organism in Eukaryota, Fungi, Basidiomycota, Agaricomycetes, Cantharellales, Ceratobasidiaceae. Bases 1 to 1644 code for a protein of 547 amino acids. The transcript is spliced from 6 exons. The record is from RefSeq and is a predicted model, not a curated record.
AUGACUUACUGGACCAUGUUCUACCAGACAAAACUACCAGCCGCUCCAACCCGUUGCCCUGAACUCGACUACCUUACACCCAACACGCCUAAAUGCUUCCACCUUUCCUUCCGCUACAAUGUCAGCAACAUCGUAUCCCCAUCGCUCCCGAGGCCCCUCUGCCCAGCCUUUUUGGGCGAACUAUGGCGGACUAUUCUAGGCAGCGGGCAACUCAUGGGUCACUCCGUCCACUUGGAGGAUGCCACCCCAGUUGAAGAUGGGCUUUUCUCCAAGGUUGAUAUUGAUGUUAGCCCAGCUUCCAAGCGUGUUCGUCUCGCUGCUUCGUUACCUCAUCGGAGCUCCCUCUCCGGGUCCCGAGAUCCUCUCCCUGCACCUCUCCCGACUACAUCUGCCAGCCUCCCGCGCCAUCUCAAGGCAUUUGCCCGAAUCGCUCCCCGUCCCCGAGCACGGAUCAUUGUUGCCGACGUUCAUCGAAUGGGACGUAUUGCUGUUCAUGCGGAUGUUUUUGCCCAAAUUAUUGAAGCUGAGGAGCGGGUAAUGGGGCCUGGAGCUGCUCGGACCCGAAGGGCCUGUCGACGAGAACGUCCUAGAUCCAUAUCGGGUUCCACUAGUUACAGGUCUAGCACCGAUUCGAGUAUGACCCACACCUCGAAUGAUAGUAUCAGCACGCUUUCUAGUGUCCUCACAUCCGAUCUUGAGGAUGGUUCUGGCGUUGCUGGCCCUUGGCCUGAUGCUCAGUAUCCUUGGUCUUUUACGGCCCUUCAGGUAGAAGACCAACGCGUGCGAGCGCGCCACGCAGAGCUUGCCCAUGUCGAACAGUGGCUCGCAGCUGCCGAUGACGAACAUGACAACGACGAAGAGCCUGCAUGGAACAAUUCUGCUUCCACCCUCGAAGGGGAGCUUCCAGGGCUCGGUGAGCUGCCGGAGUUUCCCACCGGACCCAUUAUCAACUCUAGUCUCUCGGACUCCGUGGCCUCCGAUGAAGAUGGAGCUGAUGCGCGAACUGCACUCCUUGCUCGAGCAUCCGUACAGGAUUUCAUUGCUCGUCGCACGGCCCGUGCGGUCGUUCAGCACACACCAUCGGGCGAUGUAACCGCACCCGAGUCCGUCUUCCAACCCACGUUUGUACCCAACUCGACGCCCAGCCGCCGGAUCGUCGUACCUCCCCCCAUAUCCACGCGCGCCCCACAAUGGCAACCUUCGCUCCUGCUACCUCCUGCUGCAAUGCCUGAAACUCCGGAGCGGACCGCCCAUUUCCCUUUCAUUCGUUCAUUACCCCACGAUUCUUUGCGGAUUUCGCUCGACUCUCCCAAGCGAACCCAAGCUCUGGAAGAAGACGAGUUUAUGCAUGUCGAGCCCUCCCCAAGCACACCUCCUAUUCGAUCCGAUGGAACUACCACUCCGAUGACGCCAGAGCGCAGCACCGAGCCUAGGCCGCAGCCCCAUCAUUCUGGUAGUACAAUUGCAGAUAGUGCAGGACCUGCGUCCCCCGCAAUUGUAGGAAGCGGCUUGUAUGCGGGCGCGGGAGCUUGCUCUGGACCUGGCGUUUUCUCAGAAGAUGUUGGCGUGUAUGCGGGCGAAGACUCCCUGUUCGACAACGACGUGUACACAGAGCAUGGCAACUGGGGAAUGGGCCAAAUCUAA